AGACGGGUUGUGAGAUGCAGUGGCUGCUCCUUUUUGCUACAAUGAGAUAAGGUUUUAACCAAAAUAGGAAGUCGUGCAGUGCUUCUGUGACAGUGAGAGGCUCCUGCUCAGCGUGGAUCUAACAUGACCUUUUUUUUCUACGCUUUUGUAUUGUCAUUAUACCAUAUAACACUAUGCUUUACUGCUCCAAUAGAAACUGUGAUAGUUCAGGUCCAGGUGGGUGCUGAGCCUGUCAUGCAACAGGUUUUUCUAAAUGGAGUUGCAUUCACGGGACAAAACCUGGAAAUAAACAACAUUCUUCAAAGUAUGGCUGAUGCAGUUCUUCCACUUAGAGGAGUCAGUCAGACAGCAGAACUAAGAAACCAUACUGUGCUUCGAUCCCGUGACUGCAUUCUGGAGGGGUCUCAGCUGCACUGGACUGACAGAGUGUUUUUAGAUGGAAAGGUUCAUCUCAGUCUGGAGUCUUCUGAUACUUGGACGGCCCAUGUGCCACAAGCGCGGGUCUUAAAGGAAAAGUGGGAUCAGGAAGUUGAGCGAACAAAAAUGGAGAGAGUACGUCUUCAGGAGGGAUGCAUCCAGCUGAUGAAAGAAUUAAAGUUUACUGAGGAGCAAAAAGUUUCACACAUUCCAUUGCCGCAGUUACUGAUCCCUCUUUUGGCAGUUCUGGCUUUUACUGGUCUAAUUGUAAUCAGUCUCCGUCUUUCCAAAAUUGUGGGUCCGAGGCAGCCUGGAGGUGUUAUUGGAUCAGUUAUACAUUAUCCAAAAGACAUGCCUGAAGAAACGCAUGACAUAAAAGGAUUUGGCUACCACACUAUCUAAAGGAUUAUAAAGACCAUCCAAAACUACAAGAAAAAGUUUAUGUGUUUCUGUGUGAGGGGUCAAAGAGUUUUCAGGAGCAGUACAAGCAAUGCAUAAGUAUUCACAAGUGUAAGAAAACGCAUCAAAAUAUGACAUAUUUUCACAGUAUAGCAGCACUUUAUUUAUAUCAUUAUUGUUAUCAACCACUGCUGUAAAUGCUUUGUCUUGAAUAUGAAAUUUUGAGCCUUUAUGAAUUUUAAUAUUACAAGAUUUGUUUGACUUUAUAACACACGUACUGGAAGGAUACUAGAAAUGUGCAUAACACGGGGUGGAAAUAAAUAAGAAUUAGUUCAUCCCUUUCAAACAAAACCUUCAGUUUAAAGAUAUUUUGUAUAUGUGAUACAUUCAAUGUGUAUUCAUACAUUUUGUUUUCAUUCUUUUCUUGGACAGGUAUAAAAAACCCUCU
Molecule: messenger RNA, 1264 nt
Organism: Periophthalmus magnuspinnatus
Lineage: Eukaryota; Metazoa; Chordata; Actinopteri; Gobiiformes; Gobiidae
Exons: 6
Coding region: 124-819 (231 amino acids)
Source: RefSeq, a predicted model, not a curated record